Salvia hispanica is the source of this 2433-nucleotide messenger RNA. Lineage: Eukaryota; Viridiplantae; Streptophyta; Magnoliopsida; Lamiales; Lamiaceae. The record is from RefSeq and is a predicted model, not a curated record.
AUGGCAGCUUAUGGAGCUCUGGUUUCUCUUAUGAAUAUCAUAGAAACACUUGAAAAACACCCUUCCCCUCCCAUUUCUAUCCACAAACAACAAGUUGAAUCCCUCACUCAAAUUGUUACCUUCUUCCAAGAGUUUCUUGAUGCUUAUAUUUCACCAGUUGUUGCUGAUGGCCAUGAAGCUGAUCCAUUGGAGCGCCGCAUUGCUGAUGCGGUCUAUGCAGCUGAGGAUGUUUUCGAAUCCCACAUUGUGGAUCAAAUUCACAGGCAAUCCAAAAAAAUCAGACGAUUCAGACGACAUGGAAAAUCAACAAUUAAAGAGGAGUUCUAUCACAAUCUACAACAAGUGAUAGCUGAAAUGAAUCUGGUCCAAGAAGAGGUGAAGAAGAUUGCAGUCAAAGCUCAGCUGCAACAAAAGCCCAUUGCUGCGCUGGCGUCUUCUUCCACUGUGAGGGAAAACAUGAUGGUGGGCUUUGAAGAAGUGUAUGCUGAAGUUUUGGAUAAGCUCACCAGAGAUCAUCAUCGCAACUGCCAAAUGAUCAUCUCCAUCACGGGGAUGGGCGGAAUUGGUAAGACCACUCUCGCUAGACAUCUAUUUGAGAAUGCACUUGUUAAAGAGCAUUUUGAUAUUCGUGCUUGGACUACAAUUUCUCAAACUUACAAUGUUAGAGAAAUACUCAAAGAAGUUCUUCUCCAAGCAAGUGGGGAUUCGAGUGAUCUUAGUGAGGCCAAUAUAGGACUUACAUUAUACCGGUAUUUAAGUGGUAGGAAGUAUCUCAUAAUAAUGGAUGAUAUGUGGAGUAUAGAGGUAUGGUACAGGAUCAAAAGAUACUUUCCUAAUUUCCAAAAUAAGAGUCGAAUAAUCAUGACAACUAGGCUGUCAAACUUGUGUUCUGAGUUGGAUGAGUCAUAUGGAGUCAGUAUGGAAUUUCUAGAUGAGGCUAAUAGUUGGGAUUUUUUUUCUAAGACUGUGUUUGGGAAUGAAAGUUGUCCUCUUGAGUUGGAGAAUAUUGGAAAGAAUAUUGUAGCAAAUUGUAAAGGGCUUCCUUUAUCAAUUGCUACAAUAGGAGGUCUUUUGGCAAAAUCUGAGUGCAAAAGAGUAUAUUGGGAGAAUAUAGAGCAAAAUUUAAGUUCAAUUGUUAGUAACAGUAACGAUGAUUUUUUCCUGAAAAUAUUAAGGAUGAGUUAUAUCUACUUACCAAACUAUUUAAAGCCAUGUUUUUUGUAUAUGGGUGUUUUUGAAGAAGAUAGUGAGAUUUGUGUGUCAACGCUCCUGAAUCUAUGGGUUUCUGAAGGACUUUUAAAACCAAUGAGUGGGAAAUGUUUGGACACAAUUGCACAAGAGUACUUCAAGGAGUUGGUUGAUAGAAAUCUCAUUUUAGUUGAUAAGUUAGGGUCUAAUGGAAAUGUUAAGUACUGUAAACUUCGUUAUUUGGUGAGAGAUUUGUGCUUGAAAGAAGUUGAAAAAGAAAGGUUUUAUCGUGUCAUAAGAAAUAAUCCUCCAGCCAAUAUUAGUGAACGCCGGGUUGUUUUUCCUUUCGACAAAAAGGUGCCUUCACAUAUAGUCUUGGGGUCUUUCUCACAUGUUCGUUCCAUAAUAUUUAAUGACUACGAAGGUGAAAUUCAAAUGCUUCAAAAUUUUAGAUUGUUGAGGACACUUAAAGCAUAUGAUCAUUAUCUUGGUGCUUCGUGUGGUGCUAAUUUCCUAGAUAUUGCUUUUGAAUUGCUCAAAGGAGUGAAGAAUUUGUUUUUGAAUGAGCAUGUGGUUAAAAGAAUUCCGAAUGUCAAGAAGUUGUAUCUGAAGUAUGAUGAGAAACAAAUUGGGGGUGAAAAUAGUCUGAGCUAUCUUCAGUGUUUGAGUAAACUGGAAAGCUUCUUCUGCGAAGAUGAAGAUUGUCAUGAGUAUUUGCAUAAGAUUAGGUUUCCAAACUCCCUCAAGAGGUUGUUUAUUCAUGCCUCACGUCUCGAGCUGGAAGGCAUAAUGUCAAAAAUUGGUUCAUUACCCCUUCUUGAGAAGUUAGCAGUGCAUGGGGGUUUCUUCAAAACGCGCAAGUGGGAAACAUUUGAAGGCCAGUUCCCAAGCCUCAAGUUCAUGCGAAUGUCUGAUUGUGAUGAUCUAGAAGAUUGGAUUGUGUUUGGCAACUCCAACUUUCCACUUCUCAAGGAGCUACAUCUUUGCUAUAUGAGUGGACUGAAGGAGAUCCCAUUGCAAAUUGCAGAUAUAUCAACGCUGGAGUAUAUACAUGUGGAACAUUGCAGUGAAUCAGCGGUAGUGUCUGCUAAAAAGAUCGAAGAAGAACGAGAGAAAUUAUUCGGAGACCAAAAGUUUUUGGUGCGGGUUGUAGUUGUGCGUAUAGGAGAAGCGCUGAAGAGCUUGGAAAGUGCCAACUUUGAAGUUGAAACUAUAAGUCCGCCUGGAAUUGGAAUUGGAAUUUGA